Messenger RNA from Coccinella septempunctata (seven-spotted ladybird), 1319 nucleotides. Its product is annotated as homeobox protein ceh-19-like. The record is from RefSeq and is a predicted model, not a curated record. Gene Ontology annotation, biological process: animal organ development; regulation of transcription by RNA polymerase II. The coding region runs from base 43 to 912 and encodes 289 amino acids. Gene Ontology annotation, cellular component: nucleus. The transcript has 4 exons. Gene Ontology annotation, molecular function: DNA-binding transcription factor activity, RNA polymerase II-specific; RNA polymerase II cis-regulatory region sequence-specific DNA binding. Lineage: Eukaryota; Metazoa; Arthropoda; Insecta; Coleoptera; Coccinellidae.
UGCCAAAAGUCUCAUCUGACACCGUCUAAGCGCAAAUUGAGGAUGACCGAACAGAAGACAGUCGAAGUAGAUUUGAAAUCCGCGAAAUUUUCCAGUUUUUCCAUCGACGCGCUUUUGUCAAAAAAGAGUGAAGACGAUUUGAAAAUUGUGGAAGCUUCAGGGGAAGUCGGAGGAAAUGAAAAUGCGGAGGAGAUGCACAAAAUCCAAAAAUUGGUUAACGUACAAGACAGUGGGCUUAACUUUUUUGGGGGUAGUGAUUGUGUGAUGGGUGGUGUGAGUGGAAAGGGAUCUGACGAUUACGAAAGAAUGGAUGAUAACGUUGUGUCUACUUCUGAUGAAUUCUUCCACUGUUCAAGAAGCCGAGAAGAAGAUAGCCGUUUCGACGACGAUAAAAAGAAAAGACCUAGAACAGCCUUCACUGGUGCUCAAAUAAAAGCGUUGGAAGCGGAAUUCGAAAAAAACAAGUAUCUUUCAGUCGCGAAACGUUGCCAAUUGUCCAAAACUCUAAAAUUGACGGAAACUCAGAUAAAAAUAUGGUUUCAAAACAGAAGGACGAAAUGGAAAAGAAAAUACACCAACGACAUCGAAAUCCUGGCACAGCAAUAUUAUUCUUCCAUGGGCAUUUUGACCCCCAGACCUAUUUUCAUAGGUGACAGACUUUGGUUCUUCAACUACCCAGGAAGGCCAGGAUUGUCCAGUGUUCCUCCAAUGGCGCCCAAUAUGCCUCCAACAGGUGGUCCUUUCAUUCCCCCUCAAGAAGUCAUGAACCAGUCGAUUCCAAUUCAUCGAAAUGAGUACAAUACCCCCAGUUAUAUUCAGUAUCAUGAACCUACACCUACCCCCGAAGGCGCGAUGACUUCGUCACCUAUCCUACAACUACAAAAUUUCGGGAAACACUUUGAGGCCUCGUAGUCUAGUCAGUUUUGGAAAAGAAACAAAAAAACGAAGAAAUAGGAACUAUAUUAAAUGUUGUUGUUUCAUCGAAUAUUGUGAUCUCUAAGAACGGUAUCGAAAUAGAUAUUUUUCUAACAAGUGCUUUAUAUACUUUCCCGCGAGUUUCUACUACAGUUUUAUGAUUAUCUUUCUAUUUAAGAUUGAAUGCACAUUGUUAAGUUAAGCCUUUGGGAUUGUACGAUAAUCCUGUUGUAUUUUUUCUCAAUGAGUUCAUUUUAUAUCUAAUAUUACGCUAAGGAGGAUCAAUAUUGACAUAUAUUCACCAAAUUUUUGAUUAUUCUCAAAUAAUGUAGUCAUAAAAGCUAACAAACAACAAGAUUCCUUAAAAAUUUCACAGCCUACUCGAAGACGAAUAUUUUGGAAAA